UGUAUGUAUGUAUAAAAAUAAAUGAUGAGUGGAUUAUAAUUGGCCUGGGAAAAUGGCGAGAGUUGUUAAGUGAAGGGAGGGAAGGGAAGCAGUGCCUACUCUUUUUAUUUCUUUCUUUCUCUACUAUUCCACACUCUCUCUAUCCUCCCUGUUGGGAAUUGUGGAUAGACAGACAGGGAAGUAAAAGAUCAAAAAAAGAGGUUGUCCCUGCUGCCUGCCUGCCAAAUCUCUCUCUCACAUCCAAACAUGGCAAAACCCUAGGAAUGAAUUGCUACUACUACUUUACUUUGCUACUAUUUAUUUAUUUUAUUGGUUGUGCAAGAUGAGAGACAUUGAUUACAAUUCCAAGUACUCUUUGCUUUGCUUUGCUUUGGGGCAUAGGUGGCUAGCUAGUCUCCCCCUCCCCCAAAUACUCUUUACAACAUCGAUCUGAUCUUCUCUUUUUAUGACAACAUCCUAAACCCGUCUCCCCCCUUUCUGCUAUUGCUUUGCUCACACACACAUAUAUAUAGAAUCGAUCCCAUGCCAAGAACACAAAAUAGUACGUAGCAGUUGAAAAGGGCUUCUGAUCUCAUCUCAUCUCAUCUUUGUGCAGGUGAAGAAGAAGAAGAAGAAGAAGAAAAAGUCCUAUGAUGAUGGAUUGCUACUGCUGCUUUUAUUUUUAUGGUUUCUUGAUCUUGUGCUUCAUUCUCCAUGGAUUUUGCACCACACAAACACACAAUGUCAAUCACCCCAACCCCAACUCCAUCUCUGAAACCAUGAGCUGUGGAUUGAGUGAUCAUCACAAUAACAAUAAUAAUAAAUUACAGCAGCAGCAGCAGGUAGAGAGUGAGAGCGUUGAAGAAGAGUAUUAUUAUUAUUCAAAAGGGGAUGGGGAUGGAAGGAGGAGGAUUCUGGGGGGCCUGGGAUCGUCGCCGCCGCGGUGCGCGUGGAAGUGCGGCGGAUGCUCGCCGUGCAAGGCGGUGCACGUGGCGGUGCCGCCGGGGAAUAAUCCGGUGACGAUGGAGUACUACCCGGAGGCGUGGAGAUGCAAAUGUGGGGAUAAGCUCUACAUACCCUAAUACUAAUUAUUGGAGUAUAUAACUAUUAAUGUCUAGUCUAGUCUAGUCUAAUCUACUCUAACAACCAAUUGCAAUUUACAGUAACAGUUACCCUCAUAAUUCCAUUUCAAUCUUCCUCGUGUAUAUAUGAUCUGAUCUGAUAUGUUCUGUUCUGCUCUCUUUAAUUUUGCCAUUCACCUCCUUCACCAAAAGUUUAGUUUAGUUUAGUUUUGUUUGCUGUAGUUUAGUUUUAC
Molecule: messenger RNA, 1294 nt
Organism: Andrographis paniculata
Lineage: Eukaryota; Viridiplantae; Streptophyta; Magnoliopsida; Lamiales; Acanthaceae
Product: EPIDERMAL PATTERNING FACTOR-like protein 6
Exons: 4
Coding region: 630-1061 (143 amino acids)
Biological process (GO): stomatal complex development; guard cell differentiation
Source: RefSeq, a predicted model, not a curated record